Daphnia magna is the source of this 513-nucleotide messenger RNA. Its product is annotated as protein jagged-1. The transcript has 3 exons. Lineage: Eukaryota; Metazoa; Arthropoda; Branchiopoda; Diplostraca; Daphniidae. Bases 1 to 513 code for a protein of 170 amino acids. The record is from RefSeq and is a predicted model, not a curated record.
AUGCCCGUCUGCAGUUGCAAAGAAUCGUACAACGGAGAUCCAUACGAUUUUUGCAGGCCAAUCCCCGUGAAAGUACCCCCAAGAGCCCCAAGAUCCCCACAUGCUAAACAAUGUGAUCCCUCUCCUUGUGGUCCGCAUAGCACAUGCAGAUCCGUUGACAUCGCUGCGGUUUGUGCGUGUCAGCCGGGUUAUUCCGGAAUACCACCAGAAUGUAGACCGGAAUGUGUCUCGAGCUCAGAGUGCGCCCCGUCUGAGGCCUGCGUGAACCUCAAAUGCCAAGAUCCUUGUCCUGGGACAUGUGGCCGUGAUGCAAAGUGUCAAGUAGUCAACCACAAUCCAAUUUGCGUCUGUCCGUCUGGAAGGAGUGGUGAUCCGCUAACUGGUUGUCACCUUAUAUCUACAUCUUGCAAAGACGACAACGUCUAUUGCUCAUCCUUGGCAACUGCAGGGUACUGUAGCAGCAGUCCAAUCUACAUGCACAAUUACUGCAAGAAAUCGUGUGAAAUUUGCUGA